GAUACAGCAAACUGGGUACUUAUCACAGAGAUGCAUAACAUGGAUGACAUGAGAUGGGCGUUUGACACUCUUAAGUAAUCCUGGAUGAACACUUACGCAGGCAUCGACAUCAGACCGAGCAGCGUUAAAUAAUCAGCCAAUGAACGCGUGGUGCCCCGUCGGUAUAAAAACCUGUGACAGCCCGCGCAGCUCGCCGAACUAAGAAUGAGUAGCACACAGCCACUGUCGGGCGCGCGGAUGGCGCGGCAGCUUUUACGCGCUGACUGUCAUGCAUAAUUGCUUGUUGACCAAGGAAAGCGGCGGCAACACCAUGCAGUCCUCUUUAUUGUCCGUGGCUCACUCUCCCGGGAUACCUACGGCUGUUUCAUUCAUUUGGAAAUCAGGAAAUCCGCAGUCGUCCAACUGGACGGGGCUGGAGAGAGAAAACGCGUCUAGUGUCGGCGACUUGAACACAUUUGAUAACCGGCGCGCACAGUAUGGCCAGUUCACUCCAACCACCUCAAUAUUUCUGACUGUUCUCAUGACACUGCUGGUGUUUGCCACGGUUCUCGGGAACGCGCUUGUCAUCUUAGCUUUUGUAGUUGAGAAAAGUUUACGCACACAAGGCAACUUUUUCUUUUUAAAUUUGGCCAUAGCGGACUUUCUUGUCGGCGGGUUUUGCAUCCCCGUGUAUAUCCCCUAUGUCCUGACGGGUGAGUGGAGGCUGGGCAGAGGGCUGUGUAAACUGUGGCUGGUAGUGGAUUAUAUGCUAUGCACCGCCUCAGUCUUCAACAUCGUGCUCAUCAGUUUCGACAGGUUUCAGUCCGUCACUAAAGCGGUGAGUUACCGUUGCCAGAAGGGGAUCACCAGAGAGGCUGUUUUGAAGAUGCUCUGCGUGUGGCUGGCAGCAUUCCUUCUUUAUGGUCCAGCUAUUAUCAGUUGGGAACACAUCGUAGGAGGAAGUGUAGUGCCAGAUGGAGAGUGCUAUGCUGAAUUUUACUUCAACUGGUAUUUUCUGAUGACUGCCUCAACUGUCGAGUUCUUCACACCUUUCAUAAGUGUCACUUAUUUCAACCUCAGCAUUUACAUCAACAUCCGCAACAGAUGCGCAGUGAGAGAAGAACAGCCGACUUACAUUCGGCUUAGGAGCUUCAAGAUGAGGCCGCUCAGAGCCGGCGAUGUACAGCGUGUGUUUUUUGUGAGGCCCAUAGAGGAAAGAGGGGUCGUGAAUUUGUCCUCGAGGUCACGAUGCUGUAGAUUAGCUUCUACUGCAAAGGUGUCCACCGCCGAGUUUGGCAAUGGCAGACAGACUAAACGAAGAGACAGCACCAUUGCAGAUUUGCCUCCUCUGCAGGUCGGAGAGCGGCUCCUGCCAUCCAGUGAGGCACAGUUUCAUUACGUAGAUCAUUCGGGUGGAUCACACAGACACCGUCCUGAUACGGUUGCCAGUCUAGCCAGCCGUUUCCGCUUAUCUAGAGAUAAAAAGGUGGCAAAGUCUCUAGCUGUAAUAGUUUGUGUUUUUGGACUCUGUUGGGCACCCUACACGCUGUUGAUGAUCAUUCGGGCAGCAUGUCACGGUCAGUGCGUCCAACACUACCUUUAUGAGAUCUCGUUCUGGCUGCUGUGGAUAAACUCAUCCAUCAAUCCAAUCCUGUAUCCUCUCUGCCACAGCAGCUUUAAAAGAGCCUUCAGCAAAUUACUGUGUCCGAGCAAAACAAAAAUACAACCUCAGAACAUUGACCAGAAGUAUUAAAUUUAUGAGGAUGACCACAUAUCCAAAUGGGCUCCCCCCCCCCCCAGUUUAAUGUGCUUGUAUCUAGCAGUACUGAACAGUAGCACAACAUUUUCUUUGUCUACAUUGUUAUUGAAAAGACAAAGACCUUUUAUCCACUUAUUCAAAUUCACAUUUUUGUAUGAAAUCGUGGCAUAGCCAUAUUUCCUCCAAAUUCAAUGAUGUAUUAUUUAUUUAUGUACAAAUGUGUCUAGCGCAGUGCCAUGUUUGCCUUUGUAAGUAAUUUUAUAAAAAAAAAAAAAAAAUGUUUUCAAAAUAAACCAUACUGGUGAUGUUAUGAACAUAAUGGACUAAUAUACCUUUUGAAACCACAGUCUACAAUGAGAACAACUGAGGUGAUAUAGAGCAGACUGUCCGUGAUAAUUGUAUACUGAUUCUACAUGACAGAUGUACAGGGAUUGCUGGCAAAGCCUGUAGUUCCCCUAGCAACCGCGGGACGGACUAAAUACAGAGAAACGCAACUCAUUUCUAAUAAUUAUAUCAAGGUAACCAAUUUAUUAUGGAUUAUUUCAGGGCUUAUAGCAAAGUCUGAACACUUGUAUCUAAUCAACGCUUGAGAUUCUGUUUAAACUGUCAGAUACAGAAAACCUAUAGACUAUUAAUACUAUUAAGACUUGUAUAUAUUAAAUCAUAACCAAUACCUGUACCAACAUUCACUUCAAAAUCUGGCUUCAAGGUAUGCUUAAUAAACAAAAGAAACAGCUGAAGAAAGCAUGAAAUGAAAUUAAAAUAUAUAUAUAUAUUUUCUAAAUGCAUGUUAUUAUAGAUCUUAUUGUGAAUAUUUUUUUAAUCCAUUAUUGGAUUAUUUCAUUUAAAUUAUAUAUAUAUAUAUAUAUAUAUUUUUUUUUUUUUUUUUGGACCUUGUAAUGUUUAAUCAAAAUGUCACAGCUGGAUCUUCCAGUUAAAUCAACAGACUUCUCUAUGGUGACGUAUGCCAGACUUAUCUAAUCAUUUAUUCUGCUUGAACCCUGCCCUUCCACAAUCAACUUGCAUUCAUUUUUGAGUGCAACAUCCACAUCUCAAAAUUCAACAACAGUUGGGUCUCCACCAUACAUUUUUUUCCUUUUUCGAAAUUCCAUUAAACUCUGAUGUGUGUCAAAAUACGCUAAAAAAACCCAUCUGCUGCUACUUCCGUUGUCAUAGUGACUUUAAUUAUACAAAAUAGUACUUCUACAAGCCUCUGGGGUUAAUAUUUUUUAUUUGUGCAAAUGCCGUGAAAUCAAUGAUAUUUUGUUGUAACUGAUUUACAAUUAGAUUCUACAUACAAUAUAUGAAGGGAAAGGGAAUCAUUAUUCAAAAAAAAAGUAGACAAGAUGCAAGAGAAGGCUUCUGACAUUGUUUCGAUUCACAGCCACAGCUACUCAUUCAUUAAUAGAGUCUAUACACGUUCACCCAUUCCACGUAUUAGUCAACACACUGUCCCACUCCACCAAAGUGUCUGCCAUAAAGUAAAAGGGUGAGAAACAAGACUAUUCAUUAGUUACA
Ctenopharyngodon idella (grass carp) is the source of this 3256-nucleotide messenger RNA. RefSeq names its product histamine receptor H3 (gene hrh3). Gene Ontology annotation, cellular component: membrane. Gene Ontology annotation, molecular function: histamine receptor activity. Bases 269 to 1732 code for a protein of 487 amino acids. Gene Ontology annotation, biological process: adenylate cyclase-activating adrenergic receptor signaling pathway. NCBI's taxonomy places the organism in Eukaryota, Metazoa, Chordata, Actinopteri, Cypriniformes, Xenocyprididae. The record is from RefSeq and is a predicted model, not a curated record. The transcript is spliced from 3 exons.